GAAGUAAAGAGGGAGUUUUGGGACGCCUUGGAUGGGGUGGUUGUUGGUUUUCCACUGACUGAGAAAGUCAUCAUUGGAGGCGACUUCAAUGGCCAUAUUGGAGACUCGGCCGAGGGCUUCGAGGACGUGCACGGUGGUUUUUGGCUUUGGCAGCAGGAACCCAGCGGGAGUUUCACUCUUGGAGUUUGCCAGAGCGAGUGAUAUGGUGGUUGCUAACUCUUGUUUCCCAAAACGAGACGUUCAUUUGGCUACAUUUGUUAGUGGAGUGGGGACGACACAGAUCGACUAUCUUCUCCUACGCAGGUGUGAUCAAGUGCUCUACAAGGAUGCUAAAGUAGUUCCGAGUGAAAAAAUCACUACCCAACACAAGCUUAUGGUGAUGGAUGUCAUGAUCAGAUGGGUGAAACAUAGGAGAGCUUUGAGUGGCAGCACACAAAUCCGGUGGAGGAGACUAAGUGGGGAGAAUAUCUCUGAGUUGAUCAGGCGAGUGCAGGAGAAAGGUGCGUGGGAAUUGUUCGGAGAGGCUACAGAUAUGUGGACGCAGACUGCUAACUGUAUCAGGGAAACAGCCAGGGAAGUGUUAGGUGUGAGCUCUGGCUCUGGGAGUAGGCGUCAGGGUGAUUGGUGGUGGAGCGAUUCAGUCCGUAGUAAGGUGGAAGCUAAGAAGGUGGCAUAUUUGAGGUACAUGGGCUGCAAUGUUGAGGAAGAAAGAACGGCUCUACGAGUGGAGUACAAGCAAGCACGUAAAGAAGCCAAGUUAGAGGUUACGAGGGCAAAGAAUGCCGCGUUUGAAUGCCUCUACAAGGAUAAUGAGGAGAAAGGCGGUGUUAAUACACUGUUCCGGCUUGCUAAGGCGCGUGAGAGGAAGGCCCGAGAUUUGGACCACGUCAGAUGCGUGAAGGGGAGCGAUGAGGCCAUUCACCUCGUGAGGAGGUUAAUGGAAGAGUAUAGGGCUAGGAAGAAGGACCUCCAUGUAGUGUUUAUUGAUCUUGAGAAGGCGUACGAUAGGGUGCCAAGGGAGGUCUUAUGGAGGUGCCUUGAGACGAGAAGAGUUCCCAUCGCGUACACUCGUGCGAUCAAGGAUAUGUACGAUGGGGCUAUGACUAGGGCGGAUGGGGAGUUAGACGGGGAUGUUGGACAUCGUGUUGGAGUGGCUUGGGCCAAAUGGCAGUUGGCCUCAGGGGUGUUGUGUGACCCGAAGAUUUCACCCAGGAUGAAAGGUAAGUUCUACCGAUUCGUAGUCAGACCUGCUAUGUUAUACGGGGCAGAGUGUUGGGAGGUUAAGAAGACUCAUGUGUGUCGUCUGCAUGCGGCGGAGAUGCGGAUGUUAAGAUGGAUGUGUGGGAAGACAAGGUUGGAUAGGAUUUCGAACGAAGUUAUCCGACGUCAGGUAGGCAUGGCGCCGGUGGAAGAUAAGUUGCGAGAAGCGAGGUUGAGAUGGUUAGGGCAUGUGAGACGGCGGGAUGCUAAUGCCCCUGUGCGGAGGUGCGAGAGGAUCACGGUUAUCGGUGGAAGCGAGAGGAUGGUGAGGGAUGUAAAAGGAGAUGAUGCUAACUUCCCCAAUGCUGCCCAUUAUGAUUCCUCGUGUAGGGAAAAUCGCCAUGACAAGGAGGGCGUAGGGGAGCGGCCGAUUGUCGGAGGUGGCCGUGAACAUGUGAGUCAUCACAAAUUUACACCAAUUGAGAUUGGCGUUGUGAAUCAUCGCAUGAGUUGUCUUCGUGUCCUCGUGAGAGAGAGUGGUGUGAUUGAACUUCCUGGGCUUGGGAAUCCGUGUCAAAACAUAAAAAAUGAAUCGAAACACGGGGCUCAUGGAAGCAAUCGUAGGGCGCCGCUGUUGGGGAGUGGGGACGAAGUGUCGAAUGCCCACUUCCUCCAAGAGAGCGGUCUCAUUGAACCGCGCUCUUUCUUCUCCGACGUAGAGCCCGAGAUCCUGUCCGUCCCGUCGAAGCCCUGUGAGAAUUUGAAUGUUUUCCUCAUUCAAAUAGAUGUCCACCCCGUUGACGUUAGAGAUCAACGCUCCGUCCUCAUCCUUUUUCAAGUUCGAGUAGAAAGAUCGAACAAGAAAGGGUUGAUAAUUGACCUUCUUGAUGUCGAGGAGAUCGAGGAAGUUUCCACGUUCGAGGAUAACCCGUGCCUCACGUGAAAUGGAGUCAUGAAUGAAGCGGGCUGUGGAGA
Cuscuta campestris is the source of this 2175-nucleotide messenger RNA. NCBI's taxonomy places the organism in Eukaryota, Viridiplantae, Streptophyta, Magnoliopsida, Solanales, Convolvulaceae. The record is from the annotation of a GenBank genome assembly.